Molecule: messenger RNA, 2343 nt
Organism: Closterium sp. Naga37s-1
Lineage: Eukaryota; Viridiplantae; Streptophyta; Zygnematophyceae; Desmidiales; Closteriaceae
Source: the annotation of a GenBank genome assembly
AUGAACGCAAAUUUCACGACCAACUUCUUCGGAGGUUACUUGCGCGUUGAUGUCGGACCCAAUCGCAAUCAGAUCCGCGUGCAGGCGAACCUACCGGACUGGAUUAAGUCGGUUACACCCAAGCAGGAGUACAUCGUGGAAAAAUACGCUCUGCCGUCCAGCUUCUCCUCCCUCACGGACGUCAAGCACAUUAUCAUGUCCUUCAGCCCUUCCUCCUGCUACCCCAUCUACAACACCACCACAGUAACUCCUGAACAGGCCGUCCCCGCAUACCUCGCGUCAGGCUCGGACAUCUGCCUCUCCUGCUACGUCUACCUCACCUUCUCCUUCCUCGACGAGGCUACGGCCAGCCAGAUCGGCAGCAUUUGCACGGAAACAGACAACGGCAUGCUGCGCGGUUACAUCUGCUCCACGGACGAGGGGGCUGAGGUGACGGUGGCGCAGGCGUUUGGGAGUCCGCCGGUGGUGAAUGGCGGCGGGACGUCGGUGGGGUUUCUCUACACGGAGAUGUUUGUGCGCCAGCCCGCUGGCUCCACCAUGCGCCUCCCCUCCGUCCCCGUUGAUCCCCUGGCCAUAAAGGGAAUCGGGUACAUCAUGGUGCCAUCCAAGGGACCCACACCUCUCCCUGGGGCCUUUGACGCCAUGCCCUUCAUUGCAGGCAACAACAGCAAGGCUGUGGGUGUAGGACUAGUCUUCCCAAUCACCCUGGUCACUCAGGCGUCGCUCGCAACUACCCCAUUCAGCAGCAACACAGUGCAGACAGUCACACCCACCGCCUUCCCCGCUCUCUCCAUGAGUGCUCCUGCCAAGGAGUCGCUCACUCUCAAUGCCUCCAUCAUCCCCCCUGCUGCCCCUGGUGCUGCCGCCGCCUCAUACAACCUCUCACUCUACAUUGGCAAGGAUGUGUACCUCGAUAAGAUCACGGACCCGUUAGAAGCAGAGCUGCGGACUCGUUACUGGCUGCCGCACAUCACGGAUAUCGAUCCUGAUUCACCGUCGUUCUACUCCACGUUUUGCACCAAGACAAGCUGUCCUCUCCUCCCCCUGGAUAAAGGCGCGUCGUUUGUGGACUACGACACGCACGAGCUGGGCACCACGUCGCUCUUCGUGCACGAUAACGACAAAGUGCUGCUCAAGACCGUCAAGUACUCGCAUCCCAUGACGGCUGAUGCGUCAUCGGAGGAGGACUGCCAGUUCGUGCAGCACUGGCUAGUGCGAGCGGGGGCGAGGCCGCGCAUCUACUUCAAGCCGCAGGACGUGCGCGCUGCUGUGGUGACGUGUGGGGGGCUCUGCCCUGGGCUCAAUGACGUCAUCCGCCAGGUGGUGAUGACGCUCAACACGUACGGAGUGAGUGACAUCCGAGGCAUCAAGUAUGGCUUCCGGGGCUUCUUCGAUUCCUCCCUGCACAUACCGCUGAACCGCGCUGUGGUGGACAACAUUCACCUCAUGGGCGGGUCGUUCCUGGGAGUUUCGCGAGGGGGCUCCAACAGCCUUGAUAUCGUCGACUCCAUUCAGAAGGAGGGGAUCAACAUGCUGUUUGUGAUUGGUGGAAACGGCACCCACGCCGGAGCUCUGGCCAUCCACAAGGAGUGUUACAAGCGCGGUAUGAAGGUAGCAGUGGUGGGAGUGCCCAAGACCAUCGACAACGACAUUCUGCUGCUGGACCAGACGUUUGGCUUCGACACUGCUGUGGAGGAGGCCCAGAGGGCGCUGCAUGCUGCCUAUGUGGAGGCGUCCAGUGCGUACAGGGGCAUCGGCAUUGUGAAGCUGAUGGGGCGGCAGAGUGGCUUCAUUGCCAUGCACUCGUCGCUUGCCAGCGGACAGGUGGACAUGGCGCUCAUUCCUGAGGUGCCAUUCUGUCUGGAGGGGCCCAACGGGGUGCUGCAGCAUCUGGAGUAUCUCCUGGACCGCCAGGGCCACGCCAUCAUCUGCGUGGCAGAGGGCGCAGGGCAGGACCUGGUGCAAGGGGAGGGCGGCACGGAUGCGUCAGGAAAUCCAAUCCUGUCGGACAUUGGGGUCUUUCUCUUGAAGCAGGUGCGGCGUCAUUUCAAGUCCAUCGGACGGCCAGCAGACGUGAAGUACAUCGAUCCGACGUACAUGAUCCGCGCGUGCCGCGCGAACGCGUCGGACAGCGUCAUGUGCGCCGUGCUGGGGCAGAACGCCGUUCACGGCGCGUUCGCCGGCUACAGCGGCAUCACCGUGGGGUUGGUCAACUCGCACUACGCGUAUAUCCCGAUCCCCGAAGUUAUCAGGCACGCGCGGCCCGUGGAUCCUAACGGUCGCAUGUGGCACCGGUGUCUCACGGCCACUGGUCAGCCGGAUUUUAUUCGGGUGCAACAAUAA